Mucor mucedo is the source of this 1849-nucleotide messenger RNA. RefSeq lists its product as uncharacterized. The transcript is spliced from 9 exons. Lineage: Eukaryota; Fungi; Mucoromycota; Mucoromycetes; Mucorales; Mucoraceae. Gene Ontology annotation, cellular component: mitochondrion. Gene Ontology annotation, biological process: protein phosphorylation; regulation of glucose metabolic process. The record is from RefSeq and is a predicted model, not a curated record. Gene Ontology annotation, molecular function: pyruvate dehydrogenase (acetyl-transferring) kinase activity. Bases 86 to 1363 code for a protein of 425 amino acids.
AUACACCAACCAUCAUAAAACGCCCUUUUCUUUUCUUUUUCUUUUCUUUUUUUUUUUCCCUUGCUUGCUUCUUUUUGUUCUUUCCAUGUUCAAAAUCACACCACAAUUAUAUGACAAGAUUAAGCAUUUUGCUCGUUUUCCUCAAACAGGCGUUUCCUUAAAGCAAAUGGUCAUGUUUGGUCAGAAACCCUCGCCAGCAACAUUUUUUAAGGCGAGUCAAUUUUUACACGAGGAGUUACCUAUCCGACUUGCUCACCGAGUCAAAGAAUUAGACGAACUUCCUCGAAGUCUUGGUGAUAUGCCAUCCAUCAUCAAGGUAAAAAACUGGUACGCACAAUCAUUUCAGGAGCUCAUUGAGUUGUCGCCACCCGAAUUGAGCACAGAGAUGAAGUCAUCAUUUAGGAACGCAACAAAGAGCUCACAUGCAUUUCCACAAAGUAUACCAAAUUUGGCUAUUCCUCAAAUUAAACCCGUAACAAAUUAUCAUCCGAGUGUUGCAAUAGGUCACAGGUACUACAAUAAUUUUGAAAAUAUUGAAUGUACACCGCCUAUUCUAGCCUACACAGACUCUUUUGUAAAGACGAUUGAAGGUGUGAAAAGAAGACAUGAUCCUGUUGUUACUACAAUGGCUCAGGGUAUUAUGGAAUAUAAACAGCAUCGAAAGUCCAACAUGAUCGAUGCAGAUGUGCAGCAGUUUUUGGAUCGCUUUUACAUGUCAAGAAUAGGUAUUCGAAUGUUGAUAGGACAACAUUCGGCCUUAUACCGUGGUCCCUUUAUGCGAAAUUAUGUAGGUGUUAUUUGUACAAGGACAAAUAUCAAGGAAAUUGCUCAAGAUGCCAUUGCCAAUGCCAGGUUUAUUUGCGAAGAUCAUUAUGGUCUAUUCAGAGCCCCAGAGGUACAAAUGUUUUGUCCCGGUGACAUUGAGUUUAUGUAUGUGCCAUCCCAUUUAAAUCAUAUGGUCUUUGAACUCUUGAAAAAUUCUUUGCGGGCUGUCGUUGAAAGGUUUGGUCCAGAUUACGAAGACGAAUAUCCACCCAUAAAACUGGUCAUUGCUCAUGGCAAAGAAGACAUCACAAUCAAAAUUUCCGAUGAAGGAGGAGGAUUACCACGAUCUGGUAUUCCUGUUGUAUGGACAUACAUGUAUACCACUGCCCAGGCACAGGAAUUAGAGCCAGAAUUUAACAAGUCUGAAUUCAAGGCUCCCAUGGCAGGAUUUGGUUACGGCCUACCUAUUUCCAGACUAUAUGCCAGAUAUUUUGGAGGUGAUUUAAAGCUGAUUUCAAUGGAAGGGUAUGGAACAGAUGCAUAUCUUCAUUUAAAUCGCCUUUCAAACAGUGAUGAGCCUUUGAUCAUCCUGCCUUGACAAUAAAAAAAAAAAAAAAAAAAAACGCAGCUUUAUAUCCCCCUUCCCCAUAAUAAUCGUUGCAAGAUAAUUAUUGGCAGCCCAAAAUAUCCAGUUUAGGAUCUUGUGAUUUUAAAAACACAAGUCUCUACACACGUCUAAAAAAAAAAAAGAUUUGUGUUCAAUUCACGUGCUACACUAUUUUAACUUUUUCUAGAUUUCACGGGAUGAUCAAUUUUUAAUUUUUAUAAAAUAUGCUUCACUAUUGGCACAUGCUACCACUGACAAUUAAUAUGUUCGGAUUCACUUAUAUAUACCCCUGGGGUGCUUCUAUUUAAAGUAAAUGCUCAACCAUGAUAGAUAGUCAAACCAUGACAUCAGUCAGCUCUUGUUUAUCACGCUAUAAAAACACAUUCGUUCACAUACCCUUCUUCUUUUCGUUACCUUUUUUUUUUAAUGCGUAACGCUAUCUUUAUGAAAGAAGGUAAUAAACAUUGUAAAAAGGUC